UGAAGAACGGACAGGAUAUAUAUGGUCUUUUAUAUGAACAAAUGAGUUUAUCGCCUCAACUUUUUGGAAACGCGGGGUAUUCUUCUUGGACUUUGUGAAUGUGGCCAUGAACGCGGCCGAACAGACGGUAACAUGGCUCAUAACACUUGGUGUCCUGGAGUCACCAAAGAAGACCAUAUCGGAUCCUGAAGGGUUUCUACAGUCUUCUCUCAAAGAUGGGGUGGUCCUGUGUAAGCUAUUGGAGCGGCUGCGCCCGGGCUCAGUUGAUACAAUAUACCGGGAGCCAAGGAACGACGGCGAGUGCCUGAGUAAUAUCAGGGAGUUCCUCAGGGGCUGUGGCUCGUAUCGCGUAGAGGUCUUUGAGGCCAAUGAUUUGUUCCAGGGACACAAUUUCAGCAAGGUGCUGAAUUGCUUGGUUACGCUGAACAAAGCGACCGCAGAUAUAGGAGUAGGAGGUGAUUCUGUAUGUGUUCGUCACUCCUCUUCUCACCGGAUCAAGUCCUUUGACUCCAUCAGCACCCAAGCCUCCCACGGCCGGUCUUCCAGACUACUGCAGAACCAGUACCGCAGUCUGGUGAGUUUCAGAACCUGUUCUAUCACCGACAUGACGGAGAGCAGUAGCCACCAGGCGGUGGUGAAGGCGCGCUUUAACUUCCAGCAGACCAAUGAGGACGAGUUGUCCUUUAAUAAGGGUGACAUCAUCCACGUCACCCGCCAGGAGGAAGGCGGCUGGUGGGAAGGCACGCUAAAUGGCAAGACUGGAUGGUUUCCUAGCAACUACGUGCGAGAGGUCAAAGGUAGUGACAAACCAGUGUCUCCCAAGACCGGCACGCUGAAAAGCCCACCCAAAGGAUUCGAUACCAGUUCCAUCAGCAAAACCUACUACAACUUGGUGGUGCAGAAUAUUCUCCAGACGGAAACGGAAUAUUCCAAAGAGCUGCAGUGUCUGUUGUCCACAUAUCUGCGUCCGUUACAGAGUUCGGAGAAGUUGAGUAGUUCAGAUAUCAGUCAUAUUCUUGGCAAUCUGGAGGAGAUCAGCACUUUUCAGCAGAUGUUGGUUCAGUCUCUGGAAGAAUGCACCAAACUUCAGGAAAGCCAACAGAGGAUAGGAGGUUUUUUCCUCAACUUGAUACCCCAGAUGAAGGGACUGUACGUGGCCUACUGUGCCAACCACCCAUCUGCUGUUAACGUCCUCACUCAGCACAGUGAGGAACUGGGAGAGUUUAUGGAGAGCAAAGGAGCUAGCAGCCCAGGCAUCCUCACACUGACCACUGGCCUCAGCAAACCCUUUGUCAGACUGGACAAGUACCCCACUCUCCUAAAAGAGCUGGAGAGACAUAUGGAGGACUUCCACCCCGACCGACCAGACAUCCAGAAGAGCAUGGCUGCUUUCAAAAACCUCUCGGUACAGUGUCAGGAGGUGCGGAAACGGAAGGAGCUGGAGCUGCAGAUUCUGACGGAGGUGAUCCGCUGUUGGGAAGGGGAGGACAUUAAGACCCUUGGCUCCGUCCUCUUCAUGUCCCAAGUCAUCAUCCAGAACUCAGGCAGUGAGGAGAAGACUGAACGCUAUCUUCUGCUCUUUCCUCACGUGUUACUCAUGUUAUCUGCUAGUCCUCGUAUGAGCGGUUUCAUCUACCAGGGGAAGCUCCCUUUAACAGGAAUGAAUAUCACCAAAUUAGAGGACUCUGAAACAACUAGAAAUACUUUUGAAAUAUCCGGGAGUAUGAUUGACAGAAUCCAGGUAGUAUGUAAUAAUCAGCAGGACUUACAGGACUGGGUGGAGCAUUUGCAUCGUCAGACUAAACACACGUCACUGAACACACCUAACGUUAAACCCCAGUCUGUGCCCUGCCAUACGCUUCCCUCCCACCCCGUCACCCCGUCCAGACACUCGGAGAGCAGGAGCACGGUGGGGUCUCCCGCCUACCACACGCUCCCUCACCACUCCUCCCACGGCACUCCUCACAGCACCAUGAUGUGGGGUCCUCUGGAACCGCCCAAAACACAGAAACCCUGGAGCCUGAGCUGUCUCCGCCCCGCCCCUCCCCUCAGGCCCUCGGCUGCUCUCUGUUACAAAGAGGAUCUCAGCAAAAGCCCUAAGAGUAUGAAAAAGCUGCUGCCAAAACGCAAACCUGAACGGAAACCCUCUGAGGAAGAGUUUGCAAUACGUAAGAGUACGGCAGCCCUUGAGGAGGACGCACAGAUCCUAAAAGUGAUUGAGGCGUACUGCACGAGUGCCAAAACACGACAAACUCUCAACUCCACAUGGCAGGGCACUGAUCUGAUGCAUAAUCACGUGCUGGUUGAUGUUGACCAAUCCUGCGUGGAGGCCGUGGUUUGCCGCACCGGUGUGUCACGCCCAGAACACUCGUCUGACCAAUCAGAAGAUUCGGACUAUGACAGUAUAUGGACUGCCCAUAGUUACAGAAUGGGUCCCGCCUCCCGGUCUAGGAAAGAAUCAGGACCUCACAUGCUGUUUCCAGAGGAGGAGAAGAUUAUCGUAGAAGAGACCAAGAGCAAUGGCCAGACUGUGAUUGAAGAGAGGAGCCUGGUGGAUACGGUUUAUGCUUUGAGGGAUGAAGUACAAGAACUGAAACAAGACAACAAAAGGAUGAAGAGAACUCUGGAAGAGGAGCAGAAGGCACGGAAAGAACUAGAAAAGAUUGUGCGGAAAGUGUUGAAGAAUAUGAACGACCCUACCUGGGACGAGACCAAUUUGUAAUUAAAUGGAUGUCAGUUAGCCUCUCUCUCUGUCUCUCUCUCUCUGUCUGUCUGUUGUAUGAUCAUGGCUGGCAGUUUGAGUGGGGACAUCAAACUGCAAAGGAGAGCUCUGAACCUGCUGUUGACACCAUACUGUAGUGUUGAAUUUUCAUCAGCAAAACUGACAUGGACUCUUGACCAAACAUCUGAGAUAUGACUGAAUCAUAUGUGAGGAGAAUUGACCAGAGAAAAACAGAUCACCACUGAAUCACUGAACCAAGAUUUAUU
This is a messenger RNA of Chanos chanos (milkfish), 2988 nucleotides long. It is a transcript of the gene arhgef7b, whose product is annotated as Rho guanine nucleotide exchange factor (GEF) 7b. Gene Ontology annotation, biological process: intracellular signal transduction; lamellipodium assembly. The transcript is spliced from 22 exons. Gene Ontology annotation, cellular component: lamellipodium; cytoplasm. Bases 107 to 2722 code for a protein of 871 amino acids. The record is from RefSeq and is a predicted model, not a curated record. Lineage: Eukaryota; Metazoa; Chordata; Actinopteri; Gonorynchiformes; Chanidae. Gene Ontology annotation, molecular function: protein binding; guanyl-nucleotide exchange factor activity.